Messenger RNA from Paramuricea clavata, 3192 nucleotides. NCBI's taxonomy places the organism in Eukaryota, Metazoa, Cnidaria, Anthozoa, Malacalcyonacea, Plexauridae. The record is from the annotation of a GenBank genome assembly.
AUGCUAAAGUGUUGCCACAUACGAGUUGCGGAAAGUCGUGAUAUUAAGCCAUUUGAAGAAAUAUUCAUUUGGGGUAAAUUGGAAAAUAAGAAUGAAAAAUUUACUAGAGAUUCGUAUAUCGAAGGUACGGAACAUUUUCAGCAGAGAACUGGGCUUCUUACAGCCCCGAUAAAGAUUUCGGCAGAAAUGAUGAACGAUGAAAGUAAAAUCCCCAUAUGUGUACUGAAUACUACUGAUAAAUCAAUCAGAGUUUAUAGAGAACAAACUGCGGCCACAAUUCAGGAACUGCCAAGUACCCACAACAUAGCACAUAUUUCAGAGUCAAAUAUGGGGGGAAAUAAUCCAUCAUCACAAUAUGACCCAGUCCCAGAAGUAUCAGUUGGUGAACAAUUGACAACACAACAAAGAGAAAACCUAGAAAUUUUAAUUCGAAAAAAUACACAAGUUUUCGACUACCCAGGAAACAGUGGGUUCACCACAACAAUAGAGCACACAAUACCCACAGCCGUAUCUGAUCCAAUUGUGUGCCACCCCAGACGACACAACCUGGGGUUAACACAAAAAAUUAAUGAAGCAGUAGGAAACCAUGUAAAGUCGGGACAUUUGACACCCUCUAAGUCCCCUUGGGCAUUUCCAAUUGUACCUGUAUUGAAACCAGAUAAAACAGUUCGAUUGUGUGUAGACUACAGACCACUUAACAAAAUUACCCAGAAUGACCCAUAUCCAACUGGAAAUUUGCAAGAGGUUCUAGACAAUCUAUCAGGUGCUAACUAUUUUAGUGUUAUUGACUUGGCCCAAGGUUAUUUGCAGGUCCCACUGGCCAAGGAAGAUCGACCAAAGACAGCGUUUCGAUCACCUACUGGGUUUUGGGAAUGGACAAGAAUGCCAUAUGGUUUAAAAGGAAGUCCGGCAACUUUUUCUCGGUUGAUGCAGAAGGUUCUAGGACACAUUCCACCACAUCGGUUGGCAUUGUACAUGGAUGAUAUCUGUAUUAUUAGCAAAACGUUUGAGGAACAUUUAGUAAAUCUCCAGGGAGUAUUUGAUGCAUUGCGACAGCAUGGAUUACGAGUUAAAGCUAAGAAAUGUGCUUUCGCAAUGAAAGAAGUGAAAUUUCUUGGACACAAAGUUUGCAACAAGGGUGUGCAGCCAGAGGAACAUAAAGUAAAGGCAAUUCGUGCAUGGGUUGCACCAACUUGUCUUAAAGAGGUGCAAAUGUUUUUGGGUGCAGUUGGGUGGUAUCGGAAGUUUAUCAAGGAUUUUAGUACAAUUGCUCGACCAUUAACAUGGCUUUUGGAGAAAGAUGUCACAUUCACUUGGGGUAAGGAGCAAGAUGAUGCAUUCAAUACACUAAGACAUGAGUUGGUUAAAGCUCCAGUAUUAGCCCAUCCUGACCCCACUCGACCCUUUGUUGCUACCACGGAUGCAAGUAAAGUGGGUCUGGGUGGUGAACUAUCACAAGAAGAUGCACAAGGACAAUUACAUCCGGUUGCAUAUUUCAGUCGUGCAUUGACCAAACGAGAACGUUCAUAUCCAACUUAUGACAGAGAAGUGAUGGCUAUGCGAGACACGCUUAAGCAUUUUCGGUAUUAUCUGUUAGGAGCACAAGUAGUGAUGAGGACCGACCACAAACCUCUUCUAAAGAUCCUGGAACAGAAAGAUCCAUUUGGACGAAGAGCGACAUUGAUGAGAGAUAUAGCAGAAUUCGAACCACGCAUAGAGUUUAUUCGAGGGCAGAAUAAUCACAUGGCAGAUGCUCUUAGUCGGAUCGGAUGGAAUGUCAAAUGGGAAGAGAGAGAUGAGGAUACUAGUAAAGUGGCUACUAUUGGUGGCUCUCAAGACGAGAUUGGUCCAUGCAAGGAUGUAAGGUUGGACAUAAAUGAUUUCCAACUGCAGCAAGAACGUGACCCAACCCUUAAGCCACAUAUUUCUACUCACCGAAACGAACAUGGUUUAUUCACACGAGAUCAUAAGAAGCAAGUGUUACUUCCAGCAUCGCUUGUUCCCACCAUAUUAUCAUUAGCUCAUGACGAAACAGGGCACCAAGGAGCAGAUAAAAUGCUUGCAAGAAUUGAACCUCAUUAUUGGUGGCCAAAGAUGAAAGCAGAAGUAGAGAACUAUGCAAAAACGUGCCAACGCUGUGCUGCUACUCUUGCCCAGGGACAUAGAAAAGCACCCAUUCAUCAACGACCAAAAGAAGAGAAACCGUUUGCGUUGAUAGAAGUAGAUCUCAAGGGUCCAUUACCGAGAACGAAAGAGGGAUUUGACAAUAUUGUUGUGAUAACAGAUCCAUGUACAAAAUAUGCAGAGAUGCAUCCAAUUCGAGGACAAACCAGUCAAGUUGUUUGUAAGACACUCAUGGGUUGGAUAUCAAGAUAUGGGUUACCAAACAAAGUGCACUCUGACAAUGGACCUUGUUUCAUAAGCGAAACAUUUGAACAGUUUUGCAUAACCCAAGGCAUUGAGCAUACUUUCAGUCCACCCUAUAGGCCACAAGGAAACGCGGGUGUAGAACGGAUUAAUCGUACGAUGGGGGAAGCACUCACAAAAUUGGUAGAUAAACAUCCCAACCGAUGGUCUCAACACCUACCUGACGUACAACUAGCAUACAACACGGCAGUUCAUACAAGUACAGGAGUUUCGCCGUACGAACUAGUUUUCAAGGAGCACCCGCGAUCAAAAUUCGAAAUUAUAACAGAGAAGAUAUCACCAGCAACGGUUAGAGAGAAAACGGAACGACUGCGCGAGACUGUUAGUGAGGUAUUCCAAAAAGCACAAGAGUCCGAUGCCAAGUUAGCGGAAAAACGCAGAGAACGGUACAACAGUAAAACUUCGUUUAAAUCGUUGGGGGUGGGUCAACAAGUUUGGAAAAGAAAUUUACGAGCAAAAACAUUUGCAGAUCGGUGGACGGGACCCUAUGUCGUGGUAAAGCCCACGUCGGUAACCAAAACAUCUUAUGUGGUGAGAAGGAAUAAUGGAACUAAAGAAGAAAUUGUCCAUUACAAUUACCUUAAACCUUAUCAGAUUCGACCUGUCAAGAAACCAAAGUCAAGGAAUCCACCAAAGAAGAAUGGGGUCGGACACCCAGCACUGGGUACCAGUGAGGACAGUGAAUCUGACAGCAGAGAAGAGGAAAUGCAACCAGAGAGAAGAUAUCCAGAAAGAAUUCGAAGACCUCCAGAAAAAUACACAUAA